This is a messenger RNA of Ochotona curzoniae (black-lipped pika), 2825 nucleotides long. It is a transcript of the gene INSIG1, whose product is annotated as insulin induced gene 1. Lineage: Eukaryota; Metazoa; Chordata; Mammalia; Lagomorpha; Ochotonidae. The transcript is spliced from 6 exons. Gene Ontology annotation, cellular component: SREBP-SCAP-Insig complex; endoplasmic reticulum. Bases 99 to 911 code for a protein of 270 amino acids. Gene Ontology annotation, biological process: cellular response to insulin stimulus; SREBP-SCAP complex retention in endoplasmic reticulum; SREBP signaling pathway. The record is from RefSeq and is a predicted model, not a curated record.
UGCGCGCGUGGCGCCGGGGCUGGCGUGCCGGGAAGCGGGCAGGCAGAGGCGCGGACCAGCUCUCGGGGAAGCACCUCUCCCCACGCCGGUGGUCACUGAUGCCCAGACUGCACGACCACUUGUGGGGCUGCUCCUAUCCCAACAGUGCGAGGCACCAGAGCCCCCCAAGAGCCCGCGCCGCAGGGCUGGCGGCAAGGACCGGAGACAUGAGCGGUUCCCCCGGGGCUGGUCCCUCCCUGCGGGUGGCCCACGGUGCCCCGGACGCCGAUCGGAGCGCUGGGACGAGUGACCGCCGCGGCGGCCACCCCAGCAGUUGGCAUCAUCACUUGGUGCAGAGGGGCGUUGUGCUCUUCUUGGUCGGGGUGGUCCUCGCCCUGGUGCUCAACUUGCUGCAGAUCCAGAGGAAUGUGACCCUCUUCCCAGAGGAGGUGAUUGCCACCAUCUUCUCCUCCGCCUGGUGGGUCCCUCCGUGCUGCGGGACGGCGGCAGCUGUUGUUGGCUUGCUGUACCCCUGCAUCGACAGUCACCUUGGAGAACCCCACAAGUUUAAAAGAGAGUGGGCCAGCGUCAUGCGCUGCAUAGCAGUCUUUGUGGGCAUCAACCACGCCAGUGCUAAACUGGAUUUUGCCAAUAAUGUUCAGUUGUCCCUGACGUUGGCAGCCCUGUCCCUGGGCCUUUGGUGGACGUUUGACCGCUCCAGAAGUGGCCUUGGCCUUGGGAUCACCAUAGCCUUUCUGGCCACUCUGAUUACACAGUUCCUCGUGUAUAAUGGGGUCUAUCAGUACACGUCUCCAGAUUUCCUCUAUAUUCGGUCUUGGCUUCCAUGUAUAUUUUUCUCAGGUGGCGUCACCGUGGGAAACAUAGGACGACAGUUAGCAAUGGGCGUUCCUGAAAAGCCACACAGCGAUUGAAUCUUCAAACCCACUGAUGCUGAGGAGGGAGCAAGAUUGGAGAAGAUAAUCUGUGAUAACAGAUUCUCACAAAGAUGAGCUUUUUCCUAAAUAAUCUGUUGAGAUCGGGCUGACAAUACGAAUGACUCCUGGAGAAAAAUAUUCACGUGGUCUAGCAUAGCGAAGUGGAGGCAAGAACUGCUCCCCUGGAAGUCCUUCCCUUGAGCAGCGGUGCUGGUGCCAGAAGCGCUCUGGAACGCUCCAUCCCAGGCUGCGUGCAGGAGUUCAGGCAGGGGGCAGUGUCCCAGUAUUAGAUUGCAUCCAUGUCAUUAAAAACAAGUUGCCAUAUUUGAAAGCCUUGAACUAAAACUUAAUCACCAACUAUCAGUCUUGUAUCGUUGUCCGAAGGGAUAGGAUGAUGGUGCUUAACAAAGAUGAAGUAUGGUGUAAUAGGAAUAUUUAUCCAAAAUGUUUUUGUUUUUUUUUUUAAAUAGGGUUGUGUAAAAAAAAAACAAAAAAACAAAAACAGAAGCCAGCAGCAGGGGCAGGGAGGCUGCGCUCGAGCGGGGCAUGGCUGGGCAGCAUCUCACAGCCCCACUCGCGUUGUGCUGCGCUGGCGGGCUGAUGUCCCACGCGGUGUCUAGCAUGAAGUGUGAACUGUGCUUUUCAUUCCACCUGUGGAACUUUGUAGAGACAAUCUUACUGAGAGCAAACAGCCGUGGGAAGCCGUGAUGCCACACUGUGUUAUCUUGAGAGUCUCACCUCCAUUUAUGAAGUUUUAUCCAAAAUCCAGAAUCGUCUAAGAGUGAAUACCUGUCAGCCAUGUGUUUCAAUCUUAGCCGAAAUUGUUUCUGGUACUCCAAAACAGAGAUGACUAUUUUUUUUUUUUUCCACAGCCCUAUGGAAUCUGCAAUCUGUGAUUGCCUUGUAAAAAGAAUACAUAUGUCACUGCAUUAAACAUGUGGUGUUUCUAAAUAUUCAAUGAUAUUGGUGAGCACAAUGUAUUGAUUUAAUGGCAUAGACCAUGUUAGACCUAAUUUGCAAGUAUUGGGUCUUAAACUUCAAGUGCAAUGUUUAUGAAAACCAAUCUGAGCCUUGUAUUAAAUAUUUAUUUUUUUGUAACGUCUGAGAUGUCCGAGGGACGGGUUCUCCAUUCAUUUCAGUACUGCAUGGAGGCAAAGCACAGCAAUAAUUUCUUUCGGUUGUAAAGAUCUUUAUGGUCAUACCCUGCAGUGGACCCUUGGGAAUAACUCCAGUUUCGUGGGUUGAGUAAUUUUUAACUUGCAAAUUUGCCUUCUUGUAUUUUGCAGUUUCGAUGUUUUUGAUUUGUUCUAAAUUCUGUGGAAGUGGCUUGAUCAUGAGACUUCUUUUAAAUAGAAGUCCCCAGUCAGCAGAAUAGAAACUCAGCCUGACUCACCAGUGGGUGUUGACAUAGGUAUGUGGUUUCAUUCGUGUGAUAAUCUUUUGGGAUUUUUAGUUUUUUGAGGAAAAUAUCUCAGAGUGAUUUUCAUGUUACUGAAGCGAAUUUGUUUUAGUAAAGACUUUUGUUUGGAAGGAAAUGGAUCAGGCUAUACUUGGGCAUGACCCAGACAAGUUAUUAGAUGAAAACAGUAAGUGAAUCUUUGCAAUAUACUUGAUCAUACAACAAACAAUAAGUAUUUUUUUUUCUCUUAAACUGGAAGUAAAUCUGUUAGAAAUAAUGUAGCCAAAAAAAAAAUGUGAAUCUGAAGAAUUGUUUUUUUUUUUUUUUGCCAAUAGUUUAGAGCAAAUAUAUGAACCAAAGUGAUUGGAGUUUGUAAAAAUGUAAAAUAGUAUAACAAUUUGCACUAUUCUCAAAUUUGAAUAUCUAGUGAGAUUCACAGUCAUACUAAGUUUUCAAUGUUGUGUUCUUUUUUUGCAUUCAUUUUUUUACUUUUAUUAAAGGUUCAAAACCAA